Xylona heveae TC161 is the source of this 2160-nucleotide messenger RNA. RefSeq lists its product as hypothetical. The record is from RefSeq and is a predicted model, not a curated record. The transcript has 2 exons. Lineage: Eukaryota; Fungi; Ascomycota; Xylonomycetes; Xylonales; Xylonaceae. Bases 75 to 1925 code for a protein of 616 amino acids.
AUAGCUGCGAGCGAUGGCCCAUGUUUAUUUUAAUCCAAAAGCAAAAUCGAACGGGGUCCAUCUUUCGCUGCAAAAUGUCCGCCCUUGAUGCUGUGAGUCUCGGGAUAUCUGUGGUCAGUCUUGGUAUAGAAUGUCUCGGCGGCAAGAAGGCAAUUUUGGGCCUUGUCCGCUCAACAAACCAAAUCAAGGGCAUCAACCUAAGGAUACGGACCGAGUUGUUUAUGUGGAAAGAGAGGUUUAUACAACAAUGUAUUAAACUGCUUGCCGGUCUUAAAACCAAGGAGGAAGUGCAGGCAAUGUUUGUUGACGACAAUGUCGGAGAUUUAAAUGUUUGGCAAGAUUCUGCGUGGGAAUCUCAACUUAGGGCUCAUCUUGGUGAGAAUUUUGAGGCGGCGAUGAACGCAAUUGCAUUGUGCAUAUAUUCGUUCGGAGAUAUCCAAAAGGCUCUGGAGAAAACUAGCUCUUCCGGAAAGGGAAUUUCUUUUACGGAGUCGAAGCAAAUUGAACGCGAAGGGAUAAAAGACGACAUUUUGGCCUACCGAAAGCUUUCUCCUAUGACCAAAAGGCGGAUCGCAGGUAGCGAAGACCGCCUGCGACAACUCUUAGCCGAUCUUCGACUGCGCAUAGAAGAUUACAAUCACAUCGUCAACAAUAUCUUGCAGAGUCGGAAUACGGAAGCUGUCCCCCAACGUUCGAAAACAGUCCAUGUCAAUCAAAAAAGCAGUAUAGAAUUGUCGUCCGUAUCUGCCUUUCAACGGCACCUGAAUUGGCUACAUUCGGCUUUGGCGAAGACUGUCAAAUGUCACUGCCAUGGAUUCAAUCUACGCCUGGAAUUCGAGCGUGAUUCUCUUAGAUUGUCGCUUCCAACAAACUCAAAGCAUUCCCAGACUGUUGACCAUUCACCCCCUCAGCCUGUGUUCAGGCUGGUGGCCGUCUAUCAAGAAGCGCAAUCCGUCAUGGAAAGCAGAAUGGACGUUGAUGAAUACGAUUCGACCAAGAGAUCUAUGAUCGAAGCGUUGGAAGUCAAAUCGAGAAUGGUAUCUACUAUUAGGGCCCCCAAAUCAGCCUCGAAAGCCGAAGUCAUAACAACUUCCAGCUCAAAAUCAAAAAUGAGGAAGCGAGUUUCAUUCGUUUUCGAUACUGCAGACAUCUCUAGGAAACGCUCUUUGGAUAACCAAGAUUGCAGAGUACCACGUGGUUGUGCUGACCCAAACAUAGUUACAGCAAAGAUUGACAACUUAUGUACAUGUCUCUCAAGACUUUCGCCGUCUGAGACAUAUCUUGGCUAUGUGCCGGUGGACGAUCAGCACUUGUAUCUUUUUUAUCGGGCUUCAACAGUCGCACCGCGGUUUGAAGAGAGAUGUCUUCGAGACAUUCUGCAAUCAGAGGACAAGGCAACGUGCAUGAGAGUUCGAGACCGUCUGCAACUUGCCCUCACUCUCGCCGUCUCUUUGCUUUAUUUGCACUCUUCGCCUUGGAUUAAACAAAAAUGGCGCAGCCGAGAUGUGUUGCUGUUUCUAGAUGACAAAAAGAACUGGGCACCUUAUGUUUCCGCGAAAUUUCAUCAAUUUCACAAUGAGCAAGCUGGCACAGAAAACAUUUUCCGAAGCUCCAACAUAUAUAGCCUCGGGGUGAUACUCCUAGAAAUAGGGCGUUCGCAGCUUUUGAUUGAUCCAAAUUCUAGCAAAGGCAAUGGACGAGAACAGGAUGGCAACGACGAAAUGAGAGAAUUUCUCGCCGCUUUCGAUCAUGUUCAAGCAGGGUCAGUUUUCUCUGACUUAGGCCUUAGAUACCAGAAAGCGGUCCAAGCAUGCAUCUGGUGGGAUGGAGAUUUUGACCUGUCUAAUCGCGAGACCCAGAAACGUUUUUGUGAUCGAAUAGUCAGUGGGUUGGAACUUUGCCUCGCUAAUUUUGACGCCCAGUGAGUCUAUGUUGUUAGUUUUCCAUUCACGGCAUUUACGUGGUUUGUGGCUUCAUUUUAUGUUUAAGAGUGGUCAGCUCUAUAGUUUCCGUUACAUUUUUUCCCCUCAUGUUCGGUCAUCAAUCGGCUAUUUUCCUUGUCCUGCUUCAUAUUCUUCAUUUUGAUACUAUGAUGUUAAUCGCACGCUUAAUUUCCAACGAGAGAAUCUGCUUUCCCUCUUUCGUGUGGAGAACAGGCCC